GCGAGGUUUCACUUAAAAAUAACGCGGGACCGUUUGAGAAGCGAAUCCGUUGAAACAGACAACAGAAGGCAUGUAGCAGAGGAUGAGUAAUAUUUUUUUGUUGGAAGCUGAAAUAAACGACACUGACCUCAGUUUAUCACCCCUUGUUUGGACUCAUCGUUGUUGGGAAAACCAUUCGGCUGACACUUUUGACGUUUAACUAUUCGCAAACGUCUGUUAGCUACGCUCAGCUAAUCAGCUGACUCAAUGGAUCCCACGGAGGACUUGUCUGCUCGGGUCCUGCUGAAACAUAUUCUCACCACCGAGCCACCAAGGACGCCUGUCACAAGCAGUGAUUCCCAGGAACCGAGUAGCAGCGGGGCCCGGAGCAGUAGUAGACUCAGCAAGAAAGAUGCUGGUGCCCAGACUCCUCAGGAGAUCCUGAGGCGCAGCAUGAGACAGAAGCUUCAUGAGAGUAUAACCAGAAAAUAUCUCCUGGCCACUAAAAGGAGGACUACCUCACUUGUGCUUAAAAAGAUAAACAUGCCUGCCACAUCUUCUUCAGUACUGAUAAAUGAUGGAGACACUCCUAGACACGUACUCAUGAACGUCUUGCGGACAGAGCCGGUGAAAUCCCCUGUGGUUCAUGCGAAAGGGACCUCUGAAGAGCCAGAGCCGCCUUCGGCCAACUCCACCAUCUCCAGAGCACGUCCUAGUAUGGAGCUGUCAGGGCUGGACCUGCCUGAUGUAACGAUUGGCCAUGCAGCCAGCACUGCAAAGGGACUGAGCCGAAAGAGACCGCGCAGGAGUCUUAACGUAACAGCUUUUGAAAAACGACUUAAAGCUGGAGAUGAUACUGGUGAGGAAACUGAGGAGUCAGUAGAUGACAAUUCAUCACUAUCUGUGUUGAGCUCCACUUCCUUGACUUUAAAGACACCCUUCGUUGAUGCAAAGACUGAGAAAAGAGGCCUGCAGAGAAGAGUUUCUAAUCGUCGAAAAAUCUCAGAUGAAGAAUUUGGUGCUGCUGUAGAUAAACGGCAGAUGAGAGGUGUGAGCAGCUUUGCACCAGCGCAGCAGGACUUCAGUGAGUCUGCUGAGUCUGAGGGCAUCACUUUGGGCCUAAGCAAACUUAGCGAACCAGAUAUCACAGCUGAUAUUGUGAACUGCAACACUGCUCUCUACGCCCAGCCUGAGGCCAUGACCUCCAACUUUUCCACUGUUGCGACUCAGGACAAACCUACAGUCAUGGCAUCUCAACUGCAGAGGGAGAUGGAGCUGAAGAAGCAGAGCAAGCUGGAAACUGACCAACUGAUGGAUGUAUUUCCAAGUGAAGAUGAAUCUGAAAAGAAGGAAGGGAGGAGAACAGUUUAUGGUCAACCUGAAGAUGUUGCAAUGGUGGCAAAAUCUGCGGGAGAGGAAGAUGUAGUUGAAUCUCAGACUAGUGUAAGUGACGCAGCUCAAUUUGAAGAAGGUGAGAACCGAGUAGAAGCUCAAAGUGAAGAGGAACAUGUCCCUGAUUCUCAACCCGAAGACGGUAUUGAAGCAGGGUCACAGGCAGAGGAAGAGGAGGCUGCAGCAGACUCUAAAACUGAAGAAGAGGAGGUGGAAGUUGUAGUUGACUCUCACAGUGAUGGAGGUGCAGCUGAUUCCCAGUCUGAAAAGGGUGAUGAAGCAGGUUCUCAAUCUGAAGAGGAUGAGAAUCUGGCUCAGUCUCAGACUGAAGAAGAAGAGGAGGAGGGUGCAGGAGAAUCUCAUACUGGUUUUCAGUCUGAAGAGGAUGAUGAAACAAGUUCUCAGUCUGAGGAAGAAGAGGUUGCACCAGACUUUCAAACUGAAGAAGAGGAGGAGGAAGGUACAGCUGGAUAUCAAACUGAUGAAGCUGCAGCAGCCCUACCUGAAGAGGAUGUUGAAGUUAGUCCUCAGUCUGAGACAAAUGAGGACGUGGCCAUGUCUCAGGAUGAAGACGAUUGUGAGCUCAUCAACAGUGAAAAGGGAGAGGAGGCAUCAGAACAGCUGCAACAUGAUUUGGAACACGUCAGCCGAAGGGCUCAUCUCUCUGAGGGUGGUCUCAUCAUGCCUGUUAAUGAGGCAGCAGAAGAUUUCACUAAUGCCACAGUGGCAGGAUGUUUUGAUGCCAAGUCCGAAGCACAGGGCACUCUUGAUCUGCACAGCAGCUUUGAAAUCGGGAGCCUUGAGAGUGGUCAGGCUCAUGCUAGAGACCCUGACUUGGUCGAAUCUUCAACAGAAGGACAGGCAGGUGCCUCUGGGACAGAGAAUAAGCCUGAUGCUGACAAGGAGAACUCAUUUCCUCCUCCAGAGGGAACAUAUGACAUCGAAGAGGGUGGGAGUGAAGCUUUCUCUGAAGAAGCUCCAGAUCAGGAUGCUGUCGAACCAGAAGAAGAAUCAGAGGAUGAAGGAGAUGAUGAAGAGAAUGAAGAAUUCCCCUGCAAGACUCCAUUUUUCGUCAGAGAGAAAAUGAACUUGAAUCGCCCUGAUCCAUUGUCAUCACCUUCUGUUUUAAAAAAUGUUCAGGCCAGUACCAGUGGUACAAAAGAAUCUUUACCAGCAGCUAAACCUAAGCAGAGGCGAGUGAGGAAGACGAGCAUGUCCAAGAAGGAAACAGCCCUUCCUAAGAGCUACCUCAUGGGCGUCUUCAAGCACUUUGCCAAAACAAAAGUCUCUGCAGAUGUUUACCCUGUCCUGAAUGAAAUAAUGGAUAAGUUCUUUGACCGGCUAGCUGAGGAUUUGGAGACAUAUGCUCUCCACGCAAAGAGAAAAACCAUAGAGAUCGAGGACGUUGAGCUUCUACUGAAAAGGCAGGGUUAUGUGAAUGACAAGGUGCCAGUGGAAGUGCUUAUUGAAAAAUAUCUUCGCAUGGACCAGCGAAGGGUCCUAAUCCCCGUCGCAACCAGUGGAAAUGUUGUUAUCCCUGCAAAGCGCAGGUGAAUCUGUCAUCUCCUGCAGCUGAACAAUGUCUUCAUUUAAUUGGAACAGAAAUGCUUCUGUAAAUUAGUAAAUUAUAUAUAUUUUUUCUCUUAUCUGUAUUGUACUGUGUGAUCGCAAUAUAUCUGUGUGUAAUGCAUGCAUUGGUUUGUGGACAACUGUACUUUUGUCACUGUUAAUAAAGUUUUCAUGGGUACAAAUGUGUGUGCCAACGUUUCUCUGACGGUAUAAAACAAUGUAGUGCCAAAACUUGUA
This is a messenger RNA of Archocentrus centrarchus (flier cichlid), 3177 nucleotides long. RefSeq names its product centromere protein T (gene cenpt). Gene Ontology annotation, molecular function: DNA binding; protein heterodimerization activity. Gene Ontology annotation, biological process: chromosome segregation; mitotic cell cycle; kinetochore assembly. Bases 247 to 2925 code for a protein of 892 amino acids. The record is from RefSeq and is a predicted model, not a curated record. Gene Ontology annotation, cellular component: kinetochore. Lineage: Eukaryota; Metazoa; Chordata; Actinopteri; Cichliformes; Cichlidae. The transcript has 13 exons.